ACAUACACACACACAGCCAUACAAAAUUUGCAGAUCGGCGGCCGCGCUUUCAAUGUCGUUAUUGUUGAUACUUUUCGGUGUUUUUGUAUGAAAAAGUUCGGAUUAUUAAUUAGUUCAAACCCAAUUCAAUGUUAAAAAGUCGCAUAAAAUAGUGCCUUUCCAAUUAAAGCUGUGUCAAAGGCUGCCUCGCUUCCCGUUCUUUUUAUCAUUUAUUUCUACGUGCGUGUGUGUGUGUGAGCAUAGCUGGAAUAACAGAACAUUUCCCCCAUUUGCGCAGUUUUGUAAUUCCAAGAAACUGGCGACCAAAAGGAGAAUAAUGGCACGCGACGGCACACAAGGCGGCGGAACCCAAGGGGCCACCCAGAGCCAGUCAUCCAACAUUUGGACGCAGGUGGAGAGCCAGCCAAUGGAGAAGAUCGUGUGGGGCAGAUUGUACGGGAAGAAUAUCAAAAUCAAAUCGCUGGGUACGAGCUCCAACUACCGCAUAAUGUAUACGAAUUCGUCCUUAUCUGUUGAUCUGAAUAAUGACGAAUUUACGGCUGGACGUGGAGAGGCGAAUGAUUUGAUACUGACGCUCAAAGAUUUGCCUGAGAAGAUUCUGACGCGCAUUUCCAAAGUGCAUUUUAUCAUAAAACGUGCAAAUUGUGAGCUGACAAAUCCGGUCUAUAUACAGGACCUCUCACGCAAUGGCACUUUUGUGAAUAAUGAAAAGAUUGGCACCAAUAAAAUGCGCAUUUUGAAAAACGACGAUGUCAUAUCCCUGGCCCAUCCCACAUACAAAGCGUUUGUGUUCAAGGAUCUCAGCCCGAAUGAGGCCAUCGGCCUGCCCGAGGAGAUAACCAAAACCUAUUAUGUAAAUCGCAAGCUGGGCUCCGGGGCCUACGGUCUGGUGCGCUUGGUAUAUGAGACCCGAACCUGCGAGCAGUUUGCCAUGAAAAUUGUCAAGAAGAAUAUGCUGGCGGGCAGUGCACAACCCAACACGAAUCUCAGCGAUCCCGAGAGGGUCCUAAAUGAGGCAAAAAUUAUGAAAAAUCUUACGCACCCGUGUGUGGUGCGUAUGCAUGAUAUUGUUGAUAAGCCGGACUCGGUUUAUAUGGUGCUGGAGUUUAUGCGCGGCGGGGACUUGCUUAAUCGCAUAAUCAGCAAGAAACUGCUGUCGGAGGAGACCUCAAGAUUGUAUUUCUAUCAAAUGUGCCAUGCGGUUAAAUAUUUACACGAUCGAGGCAUCACACAUCGCGACUUGAAGCCAGAUAAUGUCCUGCUAGAGUCGGGCGAUGAGGACACACUUCUCAAAGUCUCGGACUUUGGGCUAAGCAAGUUUGUACAAAAGGACUCUGUGAUGCGGACACUCUGUGGCACGCCGCUCUAUGUGGCCCCCGAAGUAUUGAUCACGGGCGGACGUGAGGCCUACACCAGAAAGGUGGACAUUUGGAGCUUGGGUGUGGUGCUGUUUACCUGUCUGAGCGGCACAUUGCCCUUCUCCGAUGAGUACGGCUCUCCAGCAGCCGAACAAAUCAAAAAGGCUAAAUUUGCCUAUCGACACCCGGCCUGGAAGGGCAUAUCGCAGCGUGCCAAAUUGUUGAUAAAUCAAAUGCUCAUUGCGGAUCCCCAGAAGCGACCCUCAAUCGAUGAUGUACUGCAGGCCAAUUGGCUGCGCGACACACAAAUGCUGCAAAAGGCCAAGCGGCUAAUGAAACUCGAUCGCAUGGAGAUCGAGGAGGACGAAAACAAUUUCCUAGAGCCACCCACCAAGCGUACGCGGCGAUAGUUGAGCGGGGAUAUGGUUUUAAUUUUCUGGAAAAAUUAAGUGACAACAUUUUUUCCCAACCCACCACUCGGACGAUCCGCUUAUAUCUGCCUGAAAUGUGUAUUUUCAAAUCAAGUAUUUUUUUUGUUUUUGUAUUGCGGUUGUUUAAUUUUUAAGUGUUUAAUGUAAGUUGAUGAUGGCCCACAAUGUGCGUGUUGAUUGGAAUUUAGUUUGUAUAUAAGAAACCCCCCCAAAAUAGAUUAUUCUUAUGGAAUGGGGCAUGUGUUCCUCCAGAUUUUGAAUUUAAAAAGAUAUUAAAGAGACAUUUAAAUGGAAUUUGUUUAUUAGCAAAUUAGAAGUAAAUUGGAUUUAUUUCUGAGACUCUCUGAGCCACGACUGUCAUGCAUGACAUUAAUGCCCGGCAUUGAAGACAAUUGUUAAUAAGUUUUAGAGCAAAAAAUGCAAAACAAUUUAUAUGUAUUUCGUCUCUUUAAACAUUUCUUUCAACAACAAAUUAUUCUACAGAAAAUAUGCUUGGGAAUUUGUAUUAAUAUAAUACAAAGCCCUUGAAGUACAUUAUUUUGUAUUUAGACGGUAGUCAAGUCAAAAAAUAUAUA
Drosophila obscura is the source of this 2364-nucleotide messenger RNA. RefSeq names its product ovarian-specific serine/threonine-protein kinase Lok (gene lok). NCBI's taxonomy places the organism in Eukaryota, Metazoa, Arthropoda, Insecta, Diptera, Drosophilidae. The record is from RefSeq and is a predicted model, not a curated record. Gene Ontology annotation, molecular function: protein serine/threonine kinase activity; protein binding; ATP binding. Bases 317 to 1768 code for a protein of 483 amino acids. Gene Ontology annotation, biological process: mitotic DNA damage checkpoint signaling; protein phosphorylation. The transcript is spliced from 6 exons. Gene Ontology annotation, cellular component: cytoplasm; nucleus.